AUGGCAGCUUUGCGAUCCUUAAUGAGUCAGUGGUGUUCAGCGGUCAGCCAAUUUUCGCUAAUGGAGUUCCCUAAUCUAGGAGCUAACUGUUCAGUACCAACUUGUCGAAUGCUUGAUUUCUUACCCGUCCGAUGUUCUGGAUGUCAUGGUGUUUUCUGCAAGAAUCACUAUCUGUAUGAAAGUCACAGCUGUAAAAGUCCCGAUCUUAAGGAUAAACAGGUUCCAGUAUGUCCCUUGUGUGGAACCAUAGUCCCUCUCAAACCAGGCGAGCUUCCAGAUGUAAAAGUCGGGAACCAUAUCGAUACAGAUUGUCGGUCAAAGCCAGCUUUAGAGUUAAAAGGAAAGUUAUUCACAAAUGCUUGCUGUGUUCCACGAUGUAAAAAGAAGGAACUUGUACCUUUUGUUUGUGAUAGAUGCAAAUUAAAUUUCUGUAUUUCACAUCGUAAUGAAUUAGAUCAUAAUUGUAAAGGAUUUCAACAAAAUCUGAAUAAUUAUAGAAAGUUGUCAACUUCUGGUGCAGCAGCUCUCUAUAGAGCUAUUUUUAGCAAUUUCAAUACAAAUUCGACUUCGAAGAAUGCAUCGCCAACAAAUACCAUUCAAUCAUCGCCACCUUUUGUUGCUACUUCACUGCCAUAUGGUGUAAAUUCUCGUGAACUUCAGGAAGAAGAAGAUUUACAACUGGCUUUAGCAUUGUCUGAAUCACUUUCCAGUCAAACAUCUCAUGCACAAUCGUCUAGAACAACACAUCAUAAUACCUCUUCAAAACCGUCGUGUAAUAUUUCUUAAUUUAUUUCCUAAUUCUGUGUAUAUAGUAAACUCACUUUAAUCCUCAGGUUAUACAUGCUCGUGCACUAAUUUUCGGAAAUACAAGAUUGAAAUUAUGUUUUUCUUUCCUGAUAAUAUUUAAAGAACAAAUAUGUGUUGUGAUUUUAUAGCUUACUUUUUUUUUAACCGACUAAGAUUUAUAAAAAAAAGUCAUGUAAUUUACUAUUUCAAUUUACUCUAGUCAGAGUUCAAUAUUAUCCUCUUAUUGUUG
Schistosoma rodhaini is the source of this 1036-nucleotide messenger RNA. The record is from the annotation of a GenBank genome assembly. NCBI's taxonomy places the organism in Eukaryota, Metazoa, Platyhelminthes, Trematoda, Strigeidida, Schistosomatidae.